AAUCAACAACUGACUCAAAACAGUUUGUGUCGAAACUUUUUUUCCGGUACUUUUCCGGUGGAACUUUUCAUCUAACGUUUCAUGAUAACGUGAUUUCCAACGGGACGCUAAUUAAAUUCACGAAUUCUAUUUUUACACAUUUAAUGCAGACCGUGGUAGUUGAACGUAGAUAUAAUACAUUGAUGUGUUAAUUGCCUGUAAAAUUUUAUGUUCUCGUGCUAAAAUAUUGAACAUAUUAUCUCGGCCGUUUUAUUAAGUCGAGUCUCAAAACGUGUGUCGAAAAAAACGUACGUAAUUGCAAUGAACAAUUUAUAUAAGAAAUUAAAAAUUUCAAACGACUUUACACGCUCAACUUAUCACUCGUUGCCGUCCGAGCUCAUUGACGUGUCGUUAAAGAAAUAUUUAUGUGAAUGUAAAAAAAUGUUAUUGUUUAUUCAUAAAAACAUGGCAACAACAGCAUCAAAGUGCGAAUGCGCUAUAGUAAUGGGGCGAAAAGUGUGAAUUGUAUGAUUAAGUCCUAUAAAUCAUGUAAACAACAUGAAAAAAAACGAUACUAAACAAAUUAAUGCAAAAGCCCUUAGACGAUGUAAACAAUGGGUCGCAUAAUAAUCUAAACAUCUGUUGAACGUUCAGCUCGGCCGAGUCAUAUCAAAGAUAAUCAUUUUUUCUGGUGCACGUGAUUUGUGUAAUGUAGCUGCCAUUUAAAUAUGGCAAAUGGAGAUUAACACUCACUCAAGUAGUUCAGUUCAGUGCUUUUGACGCAUACGUCGAAAAAAAAAUCACGUCAAAGUAGAACGCACCAAAAAAUAGUGUUCAAAAAUGAAAUGUCGCAAUAAAAUAAUGUUGAUUUUGAUUGUUGAUACCCUUGAUUAUCGUGGCUUAAAAAAACAAAUGAAACUGCGCGAUAUUACAUUUUUAUCAAAAAGUAAAUUGGCAAAUAGAAACAGCGUCAACGAAUAUUAAAAAAAAAUGUUAGCAGUGAUUUUGAAAAGAGACAACAGCAACACAACAACAACAAGCGAUGAGUCGAAACACAAAGAACUACGCAUAUUGACGCAUCAAAUAGCGUCGGUAUAUAAAAGCGUUUGCGAGAUGUUCGUUUUUUUGUUGUUCAAUUUUGCUGUUGCUUUUGUUGUUGACUUCUUUUAUCUUUACAUUGUUUUUUCGCUGCUGCUGCUGCACAUUAAAACAACGUUCGAUUGUGUGGCUAUGUGCAAAACGGCAUGCAGUUAAUCAACACAUGCAAAAAAUAUCUCUCUCUCGGUUCUGAACAUAAAAUGCCAAAGCACGGCGCGAGACACCGACAUCGCGGUAUUUCUGUUUGUUUAUUCUCCAUUCCGUUCGGUUCGUCAUGCUCAUAUAUACGCUCUUCGCCACACAAACACAUCCAUGCGACGGAGAGGUGGCUGUUUACGUUGUAUACGCAAAGAAACAUUCACAACUCAGAGCAAGCUAUAUACACGAGGUUACUUCGUUCGUUAGUCGACUGUGAUGUUUUCAGUUUUACACUUUCCGUUGGUACGUACAGUUGAUUUGCGUAUAACUAUACACUAAACAGUCGAAAACUUAGUCUGACAUUUAUUUCCUAAAGCCAUAAAAUCAAAAUAAGUGAAGUAACAUGUCUUGGAUGUAACAAAAGAAAAUAAACUGCCCCACCAAAUCUAAAUUUUAUAAAAACAGCAAGCAGACAUUUUUUAAAUACAUAAAUACUGUGUGCAAAGACAUAACAAUUUGAAAUUGUUUCAAGUGGAAUCUGAGUUGGCUGUCUUCAGAGAGGUGUCAAUGAACGAACGAUUUUUUUUUUCAGUCACUUUUAGCUGCAUUUAUUAAAACAAACUAAAUGUAUUGGUGGAAUUGCGAGUGUAUUGCAUUGUGAUCUCACGAAAAAAAAGAACGGCUACAAACAUUUUGCAUUCGUGUUAAUCGUACGAUUGCUUCUUCAGUUUCCAUUGAACGUGAAAGUUUGAUUCAAGCAAAUUUGUACGGAGUUCACAAGGAGUCCGAUAUCAGACAGCGAUAUAAAUAUGGAUGUGUAUAAUAUGUAUGUCGGUGAUUGUGUAUCAACCUAUCGAAAUAAUAUGUUUCGAGACUAUGAGAAACAUCCAUAUGGCACUUUCGAGGGGAAUGGCCAACAACCUCAGCAACAACGAAAGAGCUAUUAUACCAUGGUCCAAGAAAAAUUGCAACGUGCACGUGAGAUGGCAAAACCGAAAAAGGGCUCGUGCCCAUUUUGCAAGGAGGAGAAAAAGCGUCCGCUCAAUGCUUACUUGCGCAAGCGAUCUCUGGAGAAAAACACAGGAAAAAUCUGCGAAGAAGACGAUGAAGAGGAUCAAUCAAAGUGCUGCUCGAGCUCCCAUCAAGAGCAUGCUUCCAACAACAAAUAAGAUCGAUCGCAACACAAACACCACACUUGAAGAAUCCUUUUAUCAUAAAUUGUCCUAUAUCGAUUAGUUAGAUUCUAAGUGAAAGUAAAUCGAAUUUUCCAUCUUCAUCCGAGAAAACCGAAACAGCGGUAGCUAACAAUCGAAAAAAACUCAAAUCGUUAUACAAACAUUCGUGCCCUGUGCAAAACAUUUAAAGGGACGGAUAUCAGUCAAAAAAAAAAAUUUCAUUCAGCCAGAAAUCAUAAAAAGAAAAAUAAAUAAACACCAAACCUUCUUCUUAUCGAACACUGAUAAUGGUGAAUGAAUGAAGAGCAAAUCUCCCAAAACACAACAACAACAACAACAAAAAGACUGAUCGGUCAUGUAAAUCAUCGAACAAAUGUCACACACUUAGCCGCUUGCCGGCAAAUGGAAAAUGCGAUUUUUUCUAUUUGUUUGUUCUAAAUCUCCAUGUUACUGUUAGAAAGUAUAUAUAUAUAUAUUAUUUGUGUAUUUGCAGAAAUAAUUAUUGAUAAGUUGCUUCGUCUACAUUAGACUAAAUAAUAACAUUUAUACUGUUUUUUUUGUUGAUAAUCUAUAAGUUUUUUUCCCACUCGGCAUGCUUUGAUAGAAUCAUAUACAGUAGAACCUCGAUUAUCCGUCCUCCCAUUAUCCGUCACCUCCGUUAACCGUCACACCUUUUCAAGGUGGAAAAGUUUUUUUUCAGUUCAUUUUUCAGUUUAUUUCACUUGAACAUACGAAUAAAGUUGCCAACUAACUUUCAUAAUCAAAAUCAAUUGUGUGCCCCUUGUACAUUUGCACAAUAAGAUUUGAAAUCAGAGGCUUUGCGUUUUCGGUACACUUCUCGUAUAUACAAGAUUGUCCAAUAUUUUGGACAAUGCACCAAAUCUGUUCUCAUAUCUGUUGUAUAUUUUUUACAUCACCUUGUUUUUCAUUAUAAACUAAUUAGAGAGUAUGGAAAUUUGGAUUAUUUUGUUCUAUUUAUAUGAAAGUCUCGAUUAUCCGUCUUUUUCGAUUAUCCGUCAAUGCGCUGGUCCGGUGCCUGACGGAUAAUCGAGGUUGUACUGUACUUCAAAAUUGUGAUUGCAACGAAUUUAUGCCAACCACCUUUUCUUCUGUCAUCCAAGUGGGUGUGUAGCAUUGCGUCAAACUAGCCAGACGUUCACAGUUUUUUUCUGUAAUCACAUGAUGUUUUUUUUUUUGCAAAAAAAUGAUUUAAUCGAUGAUGUCGAUCAUCCUUAAGCAUUAAAUUUGCCAUUGCGAGAAAAAAAACCAUUUGGUUCUUAUCAAUCCAAGCUCAAAAUCUAUUAAAUGUAGCACACGCCGAGUUCACUUUUUUCUCUCGUCUCAUACUUCAUAUUUAAAUACGAGAACACAAUAUACAACUUAUAUACACAAUUUAUUGAAAAAUGUACGAAAAUAUUUUACAAAAAUAAACGGUGUAUGAAACAAUUGGAUCGAAAUCAGUAUUUCAAGCGAAAUUUGGGUUGUUUUGUUUCAAUUUUUAAAGUUCACGA
This is a messenger RNA of Sitodiplosis mosellana (orange wheat blossom midge), 3901 nucleotides long. RefSeq lists its product as uncharacterized. The transcript is spliced from 2 exons. The coding region runs from base 2025 to 2384 and encodes 119 amino acids. The record is from RefSeq and is a predicted model, not a curated record. Lineage: Eukaryota; Metazoa; Arthropoda; Insecta; Diptera; Cecidomyiidae.